AUGGGGCUAAUAUCCCAUUUGACGAUCCAUGGCAAAAUUAUCAUGCAAGAGCUACACAAGGAACUAACUGAUUGGGACGAGGAAAUACCUCGUCAUCUCGAAGAUAGAUGGAAGCAGUGGUUGCAAUUAAUGGAGGGAGCUGAAAAAUUGAAAAUUCCUAGAUGGAUCAUCAACAAACAAACUAAGCAAAUUGAAUUACACACAUUUGUUGACGCAUCAGAAGACGCAUAUGCUGCGGCCAGUUAUAUUCGAGGAAUAGAUGAUUUCGGGCAAACAACAUGUGUUAGGCUGAUAGCUGGAAAGGCACGAGUUGCUCCAAUACGGAAACUAUCGAUACCAAAAUUGGAGCUGCAAGCAGCGUUGUUGGGUACCAGACUAAUGGAAACAAUACUCAAGGAAUUGCGCAUCAAGCCGACCAAAAGUUUAAUGUGGUGUGAUUCACAAGUCGUAUUAUCAUGGAUAAAUUCUGACCAUAGAAAAUAUAACACAUUUGUGGCAAACAGAGUUGGAGAAAUUUUAGAGAUCACCUCCAUGGACCAAUGGCGUCACGUUCCAACAAAGAUGAACCCUGCGGACGCAGGCACAAAACUUAGUCCAAAUAUUUCAAUUUGGAUAAGUGGCCCUGAAUUUCUGAAGCAACCUGAAGGUCAGUGGCCAAAAACCAACCUUCCACAUGGUACCACGGAAGAAAUAAAAAACACGGUACUUGUUCAUUAUUACGAAGAUGCAGAACUCGACUUCAUACAAGAAAAUCGAUAUUCUAAUUGGGAAGCCCUUCUUUACCACACCUGCAUACUUAAAAAAUUUGCGGAUUGGACAAGAGACAGAAAGGGAUUUGUGAGAAAUGUUUCGCUAAAAGAUCGACAAGUGGCAGAAAGCGCCAUCAUACGAAAGGCGCAAUGGGAUAUAUUUACCAGUGAAAUGGAAGAACUCUCAAGAUACGGAGUUCUAAAUAAGCCCAGCAAAUUGACAAGUCUAAAUCCCUAUUUAGACGAGUAUGGAGUAAUGAGAGCAAACGGACGACUUGACAAGGCAAACUUUCUCCCAAUCUAUACUAGACGCCCGAUAGUACUACCACCAAAGCAUCAUGUAACCCGGUUAAUUAUAAAAAUGUACCACGAAAAAUAUCUGCAUCAAGCAGAUAAUACAGUAGUAGCAGCCAUUCACCAAAAAUAUUUUAUACAGUUUGGUAGAGCUAUGCUAAAGAGAAUUAAAAUCAACUGCCAAAAAUGUAAAAACAUAAGGGCAAAACCGACACCACCUCAGAUGGCCAACCUACCAAAGGGGCGGUUAGACAUCUAUGCACAUCCUUUCACACACACUGGAGUAGACUACUUCGGACCAUUUGAAGUAGCAGUAAAACGUUCAAUCGAGAAAAGGUGGGGAGUAAUUUUCACAUGUUUAUCAACUCGAGCCUCUCAUAUUGAGUUAGCAGAGAAACUAGAUACGGAUGCUUUCUUAGUAUGUCUAAGAAACUUCCAACAUAGACGCGGCAAAAUUAAACACUUAUACAGCGAUAAUGGAACAAAUUUUGUCGGAGCAGAGAAGGAAAUGCAUUCUUUAUUGAAGGAAAUAAAUAUCACAAUGGAUAAAAAGGAAGCUGCAAAAUUGGAAAUUGGGUGGUCAUUCAAUCCACCUUCAGCGCCACACUUUGGAGGUGUUUGGGAAAGAUUAAUACGAAUAAUUAAAAAUUGCAUCUACGAAGUUUUAAAUACAUGUGGCGAACGACGACCUCAAGUGGAAACCUUACGCUCUGCCUUAAUACAGGCUGAAUUUAUGCUUAAUUCCAGACCUCUCACGGAUAUCGCCAUCGACGGAAUAGAUGAUGAAGUAUUAACACCUUUCCACUUCCUAAUCGGUCGUGCAGGCGAAUACGUUCCACCAUUUGACCCAGCUCAACAGGAGUUGACAACAAAGCAAUGGAAAAUGGUACAACACUACUCUCGACACUUUUGGAAUAAGUGGAAAAAGGAGUACAUCCCAACGCUGUUAAAAAGGAACAAAUGGACAGGGAAAAUAGUACCGAUUAAGGUAAAUGACAUCGUAGUAAUCGCCGAUGAUAACAUUCCCCAUGGGAAAUGGCUGAAGGGCAGAGUGAUUGAAACUCAUGUAGCAGCAGACGGUCAAGUACGUUCAGUUAUGAUACAAACCGUAAAGGGAAUAUAUAAAAGACCAGCAGUAAAUGUAGCUAUUUUAGAUGUACGUAGAGACGAAGAAGAACAGAAUAAUGAAACCAGCACAGUUAUUAUGAAUUAUCACCAAGAAAUACUGCCUGAAACCAACAAAAGAAAAUUUGAAAAGAUAAGACAAUUUGAUCCCCACGCCAUCGAACCAAUACAGGCGCCAGGAAAGAUCUUGAUAGAUGAAUCAGACCCGUCGAUAAUGGAAAAGGCUGCAAUUAAUUUCGCAUCGUGGGGAAAACGCCAAAAAAUUGAUAUAGAUGCCGUCAAGGGUAUGAGAGACAAAGCUAUGAAACAUAAAAACGGCCAUCUUAAGAAAAAGAGUCUGGUUUGA
Molecule: messenger RNA, 2514 nt
Organism: Malaya genurostris
Lineage: Eukaryota; Metazoa; Arthropoda; Insecta; Diptera; Culicidae
Exons: 1
Coding region: 1-2514 (837 amino acids)
Biological process (GO): DNA integration
Molecular function (GO): nucleic acid binding
Source: RefSeq, a predicted model, not a curated record